UCGUCAACGUCAAAAUCGACAGCGUAGCGUAAACAAGUUUUUUUUUAAUUGAAUUUUAUUCAUCGGAAAAAGUGAUUCAUUCGCCUUUUUCCGUUCAAUUCGGGUCUCUCGUAUCUAGUUUUAGGUCACCGGCUGUUAUUCCAGUUGUAAGCGCUAUAAAAGCAGUAGUGAUUUCACCGCGUCGUGUGAGGUAAAAUUGGGCGAGUCUGUUCCAACAAAAUGAGCGUUUUGGGAUUCAAUGAUAUUGUCCAGGGCCCUUUGGCUCAGUACUUGCAAUACUCACAACAAAUCGGCGGUGAUGUAGCCGAACAUUCCAACCUAGUCAAGGGAGCCUUCCAGGCACAACUGCAGUACAUACAGUUGGCCACUGAGUCAGCCCAACCUAGUCAGACUGAAGUCAUCAGUCUCCUGAAACCUACCAGUGAUAAAAUUAGUGCGAUCCAGGAUUUUAGGGAGAAGCACCGGUCCUCUCCUUUCUUUAAUCAUUUAUCUGCAAUCAGUGAAAGCAUUCCUGCAUUGGGAUGGGUAACAGUCAGUCCAGCCCCUUCGCCUUAUGUAAAAGAAAUGAAUGAUGCCGGGCAGUUUUAUACUAACAGGGUGUUGAAGGACUGGAAGGAGAAGGACAAGACUCAUGUUAAUUGGGUUAAGGCCUGGAUACAAACAUUAGCAGAUCUUCAAGCUUUUGUGAAACAAUAUCAUACCACUGGCCUGGUAUGGUCUGGAAAAGGUGCUCCAAAAGCAGGAGGUAUACCUCCACCACCACCAGGAUGUCCUCCACCACCACCUGUAUUAGAUUUUGACUCUGCUGCUGCUGCAGGUGAUGCAGAUCGCUCCGCUCUCUUUGCAGAAAUCAACAAGGGAGAGGACAUAACCAAAAGUCUUAAAAAAGUCACUUCUGACAUGCAAACUCAUAAAAAUUCAGCAUUGAGGCAAGGUCCUGCGCCAUUUAAACCUCCCGUGUGUAAAAAACCAGUUUCAGCAGUAAAACCCGUUAGCAAUGACAAGCCACCUGUCUUUACCAGGGAUGGCAAAAAGUGGCUUAUUGAGUACCAAAAGAACAAGACCGAUCUUGUGGUGGAUGGCGUUGAAAUGAACAACGUUGUUUACUUGUACAAAUGUGAGAAUUCCACAGUACAAGUCAAGGGAAAGCUUAACUCUAUAACUAUGGACAGUUGUAAGAAAACGUCUAUAGUUUUUGACAGUUUGGUGUCAUGUAUGGAGUUUAUUAACUGUCAGUCAGUUCAGAUGCAAGUCUUAGGUAAAGUGCCGACCAUUUCCAUUGAUAAAACUGAUGGAUGUCAAGUGUAUCUUAGCAAUGACUCCUUAGACGUCGAAAUUAUAACCUCAAAGUCUUCUGAAAUGAAUAUUUUGAUACCAAAAGGUGACGACUAUAUUGAGCAUGCCGUUCCUGAACAAUUCAGGACCAAAAUAUCCGCUAGUAAAAAUUUGCAAACUGAAAUUGUUGAAAAUAAAGGUUAGGCUUUUAAUGUUGUUGGGAGUUAUCAAAUUGUAAGGUUAAUUUAAUUUUGGAUGUUGAAAAUUUUCAGGACUGACGUUUGCAUUCAAUCUUACAGUUUGCAAUAUUCGUAUUAAUAUCAUAAGUGAAGUAAGUUUGCAAUUUUUUACAUGAUAACUGCUGGCCAUUUAAUGAGGACAGCAAUAGUAUUCAAAUAUUAUGGUACCUAAAUGCAUUUAAAACAUAUUCAAUUUAGUAAUUCCAUUAAGAUACCUGUAAUGAUAUUUAAAAUUAGUCAAAUUGUUUUGCAAGUGUGUUUAUUGAGGGAUGUAUUUAGUUUUAGUACAAGUAUCCAGAGUUUUAUUUUUCUGAUUUGACUCCAAACAGUUGUACCCCUGCUUCUUAUAUAUUAGCAAUUAUUUACUUAUCAAUUAUAUAGAAAUUCAUAAUCAUAAAACAUAAUUUUUUCUUAGUAUUUAUCUUGCUUUAUAUGGAUAGGCACUCGUUUGCUUCCAUUUAUUAAAUGAUUACAGAUUGUUAUCAUCAUAUUUGGACUUUUUUUUAAUGUAAUUCGCGUCUAAUUAAUUUUGCUAUUCUACC
Molecule: messenger RNA, 2056 nt
Organism: Anthonomus grandis grandis
Lineage: Eukaryota; Metazoa; Arthropoda; Insecta; Coleoptera; Curculionidae
Gene: capt
Product: adenylyl cyclase-associated protein 1
Exons: 3
Coding region: 220-1479 (419 amino acids)
Biological process (GO): cell morphogenesis; cytoskeleton organization; regulation of adenylate cyclase activity
Cellular component (GO): cytoplasm
Molecular function (GO): actin binding; adenylate cyclase binding
Source: RefSeq, a predicted model, not a curated record